CUUAAAAUGAUUACGUAGCAGACAAUUACAGAACCCUAGAUAUGGCAGUAAAGCUGAGAAAACAAGCUCCUCUCUCAAACGGAUCUGGGUAUCUGGCUACCACGUUUUUAAUGCGUAGAGGCUUCUAUCUUGUCGCAGUAUCAUCAUUGCCCGAGCAUUCAUCCAAACUACAACUACAGUGUGCCUGAAAAUACUGCACUCCAUACUCCACUUCACUUCUCUUCUGAACACCUUGGUGUAGGUGUUUGCUCGUCGUAUUCUGGCCUAACCCCUUGGUGCGUGUCUGUCGAAUUCCGGGGAUUCGUUAAGGUAUGUAUAGGUAAUUUUUGGCAGGCGCCGCUUAAGCCUUUUACCUUCUCAGUCAACCGGUGCCCGACGCCCCUGUCUUUUUGCUCGCUGGUGCUGCUGAUACGAAGUACGAAACAGCGAACUAAAAGUGAAACGACGGGCAGUUAUUCAACAAACGACAUUCCAUUUUCUCAAUUUUAAAAUAAUUGAACAAACAUUACGUCCUUACAACCUUACUCCUUAGGUUAUUUUAACCGUUCAAUUCACUCAGCAGCUCAACCGAAAAAUCGAAGAGGUCAGGAGGAGGAAUUGAGGAAGAAUGAUGAUUUAAAAUUCAGCCGCCACCCGCGGGUGCCGUGCUGGACCGCUGACCAUCUCUGGAAGCCGGAAAAUAGAAGACAUGGGUACUCUCUGCUACACAUUUUGGUGAAGAGUUGAAGACUAAAGUCGUUUGUGAGAAGGCUCAAUAUGAGCUCAACAAACAUCGUUGACUCAUGUAGAGGUGAAGAUCUCGAAAGGUAUACAAAAACUGUUAAACUGGAGCCAGGUUUUGCUGGAAGGUCAAUGUCACAGAAGGAUGAUUUAAGAAAUGACAUAAUGCUAUCCAAAGUGAGCUCUAGAGAGAACCAAACCUCUGGGGCUAUUUACACCAGACAGGGUAGUGGAAGCGGUUUAUGUCAAGAACAGUCUGCUAUAGAUGAUUCAAGCCUCUGUUCCAUAUCUCCGAUAUGCUCAGCACCUCUUGUUCGGCAGUUUUGGAAAGCUGGAAACUAUGACGGGGGACUUAAUUCGAAGCCUACCCAUAAAAAUGGUACCAGUUACUUGCACAUCCAUCCAAAGUUCCUACAUUCAAAUGCUACAUCACACAAAUGGGCAUUUGGCGCCAUUGCAGAGCUGCUUGACAAUGCUAUUGAUGAGAUACAAAAUGGGGGCACCUUUGUUGUAGUAGAUAAAAUAGUAAAUCCAAGGGAUGGAAGAUCUGCUUUGUUAAUUCAAGAUGAUGGGGGUGGAAUGGACCCUGAAGCAAUGCGUCAUUGUAUGAGUUUCGGAUUUUCAGAUAAGAAGUCAAAGUCAGCAAUUGGACAGUAUGGAAAUGGUUUUAAGACGAGUUCGAUGAGACUUGGAGCAGAUGUUAUUGUCUUCAGCCGCUCAAGGAAAAGAAAAGUGACACGAAGCAUUGGGCUUUUAUCUUACACAUUUUUGGCACAAUCUGGCCUUGAUAGAAUAGUGGUUCCAAUGAUUGACUAUGAGUUCAAUUCCACAGAUGGCACAUGGAAUUCAAUACACACUGAACAACAUUUUGCAACAAAUCUUUCUCUGCUAUUGAAGUGGUCACCAUUUUCAACAGAGGAGGAUCUUCUGUGUCAGUUUGUUGACAUUGGUGAUCAUGGCACAAAGAUCAUUAUUUACAAUUUAUGGUUGAAUGAUGAAGGGAAAACAGAGCUCGACUUCAACUCUGAUCCUGAGGACAUUCGUAUUUGUAAUUAUACAAGUAAUAUGGAGAAGGGUCCUCGUGCAUCUGUAAAUGAUGAGCAUCUUGCCAACCGUCUCCGUUUUUCAAUGCGUGCAUACCUAUCCAUUUUGUACUUGCGAGUUCCUGAAAACUUUUGUAUUGUGUUGCGUGGGAGCUUAGUUGAGUAUCAUAAUAUUGCUAGUGAACUCAAAUAUCGGCAAUGUAUCUUGUAUAAACCAUCAAGUGGUGGAGUUUGUGAGGGUGAAAUCAUUACGACUAUUGGGUUCCUAAAAGAGGCCCCAUUGGUGAAUCACCACGGUUUCAAUGUCUAUCACAAAAACCGUUUAAUACUGUUCCUUUUUCUUUUAAAUUUCAGCUUAGUUUUUCAGACUGGGUUCUUUCUCAAAGAAACCUGAUUUCAGCUCAGACUCUCCAGAACCUCUAGGCACCAUUCUGUCUCCCAGAAACUCACUCCAGGACAGAUUUUUUUUUAGCCCCCCUCUAUUCAGAACCUUUGUGCAGACCAUAUCCCCCAUCUGUGCCAGGUGCUCGCAGUCUGCAGUUCCAAAUCAGCACCCAAGUCAGACGUGCCUCUGGAUUUUUAUUCCAGCCCAAAACGGGCUGCUGUAAGUUUUCAUUAAAUUAAAUAUCUCAAUUUUGAAUUUUAUUACAGUUUAAAAAAAAAAAAAAGAAAAAAAAACAAAAAAAAAAAAUGCCUGGUUCUGACACCUCCACUGUAACACAAAGUCAGCCUUUGAUAGUUUCUGAAGUUAUUCCCAUUAAUUUUAAAAUUACUGAGAAUAAACUUUGUGGCUCUAAUUAUCUUGAAUGGAGUAAAACUAUCAAACGCUAUUUAAGGAGCAUUGAUAAAUAUACUCACUUAGUUGAUGACCCGCCAAAGGAGGAGGUUGAUAGAGUUGCUAAUACUGCCUGGCUUCGUGACGAUUCUAGAUUAUUUAUCCAAAUUCAAAACUCAAUGGAGAAUGAGGUAAUGGGGUAUGUUAGUCAUUGCGAUACUGUGACAGAAUUGUUUGAUUAUUUGGAAUUUAUGUACUCUGGAAAAGGUAAUCUUAACCACAUCUAUGAGGUGUGCAAAGCCUUUUACAGAGCGGAAAUGAAAGAUAAGCCUCUCACGGCUUAUUUUAUGGAUUUCAAGAAAACCUAUGAAGAGCUGAAUACAUUAAUGCCAUUUAGUCCUGAUAUCAAAGUGCAGCAAAAACAAAGAGAACAAAUGGCAGUGAUGAGUUUUUUGGCUGGUCUAACAUCUGAAUUUGAAACAGCCAAAUCACAUAUCUUAUCUAGUGAUGAGGUCUCUUCUCUUCAAGAAUCUUUCACUAGAGUGCUUCGCACCGAUACUUCAUCCACGCCAGUAGCACCUCAGACAAACAGUGCAUUUGUAGGGCAAGUUCCAACGUUUACCCAAGGAGGUGAGAAAUGGCCACGUACUGGUCCAUCUGGCAAAGGCAUAGUAUGCAACUACUGUAAGAAGCCUGGACACUUGAUCAAAGAUUGUAGAAAAUUAAAAUUCAAAAAUCAAGGAAAUCAAGUUGCUCACAUUGCUUCCGCUACAAAGUCUUCUGAUGGAUCAAUCAGUAUGUCUUCUGAGGAAUACGCCAAAUUUCUUUGCUACCAAGAGACUCUAAAGCAUUCAUCUACUCCUAUCUCAGCUGUCGCUAAUUCAGGUAAUCCAAACACAUGUCUUGUUUCUUCAUCCUCAAAAUGGGUCAUCGACUCAGGAGCAACCGAUCAUAUGACAGGUAAUCCUAAUCUUUUUUCUUCAUUCCACACACCUCUUCAUACUUCUACUGUCACUUUAGCUGAUGGGUCUACCUCCCCAGUCUUAGGAUCGGGAACAAUUGUCCCAACAUCCACCUUACCUUUGUCACCUGUCCUAAGUCUUCCAAACUUUGCUUUUAAUUUGAUUUCGAUCAGUAAAAUCACGCGUAAACUAAACUGUUCUGUAACCUUUUUUCCUGGAUAUUGUGUAUUUCAGGAUCUGUUGACGAAUCAGAUUAUUGGUAAAGGAUAUGAGUCGGCUGGUCUCUAUCUUUUGGACACAUCCUUACCUAAAACCAUCUCCUGUCUUGGGGUUGGAUCUGUGUUAGAGGCUCACUAUCGACUAGGACAUCCAUCUCUCCCUUUGUUGAAGAAAAUUCAUCCUCAAUUUAAUAAGGUGUCGUCUUUACAGUGUGAUUCGUGUCAAUUUGCAAAACAUCAUCGUACUAGUUUAGGCCCUCGAGUCAAUAAACGAGCACAUGCUCCUUUUGAACUUGUUCAUUCUGAUGUUUGGGGAGCUUGCCCCGUUGUGUCUAAAAUUGGCUUUAAAUAUUUUGUUACCUUUGUUGAUGAUUACUCUCGUAUGACUUGGAUUUACUUUAUGAAACGGCGUUCUGAGUUGUUUUCUCAUUUUUGUGCCUUUUGUGCUGAAAUAAAAACUCAAUUUAAUGUUCCUGUUCGUGUUUUAAGAGGAGACAAUGCUCAAGAGUAUUUGUCUGCCUCGUUUAAGUUGUAUAUGGCUCAACAUGGCAUAAUUCAUCAAACUUCAUGUGUAGACACGCCUCCUCAAAAUGGUGUGGCUGAACGAAAGAACAGACAUCUUUUAGAAACUGCGCGUGCGCUUCUUUUCCAAAUGAAUGUGCCUAAACAUUUUUGGGCGGAUGCUGUGUCUACCGCAUGUUUUUUGAUCAAUCGAAUGCCAUCUACUGUUUUGGACGGUAAAACUCCGUAUCAGUGCCUAUUUCCAAAUAAUGAACUUUUUCCUAUACCGCCUAAAAUAUUUGGUUGCACUUGUUUUGUUCGCAAUGUUAAUCCUCAUUUAACAAAGUUAGAUCCCAAGUCAUUAAAGUGCAUUUUCUUAGGUUAUUCUCGAGUUCAAAAGGGGUACAGAUGUUUUUGUCCAAGUACAGGUCGAUAUAUUGUUCCGAUUGAUGUCUCAUUUUAUGAGAAUACACCUUAUUCAUCUCCAGAGGCAGAUAUUUGUAGGGAGAAUGAUGAUAUACUCAUUUACACAGUCACCAUACCUGAGUCCACUGCUUCGAAAAUUACUCCACAUCCUACUGUUUCCGACCCCAGGCCUCCAAUACAAUUGGUAUACACACGUCGACACAAAGCACCAGAUCUUCCCCCGCCUGUGAUUCCUUAUCCUGAUAUUGAUCCGAUCUCGACCUCAUGUCCUGAACCAAUAACUGCAUCUCCAGAUCCUGUCUGUACAUUAGAUCUUGACCUCCCGAUAGCACUGCGCAAAGGUACACGAUCUUGUACUCAUCCUAUUUCUUCUUUUGUGUCGUACAGUCAGUUAUCAUCUACCUCAUGCUCUUUUAUUGCCUCCAUUGAUUCUAUUUCUAUUCCCAAAUCUGUUAAAGAAGCUUUGGCUCAUCCGGAAUGGCGUCUUGCCAUGAUAGAAGAAAUGAAUGCUUUGGAUCUUAAUGGUACAUGGGAUUUGGUAUACUUGCCUACAGGGAAGAAAUCUAUUGGAUGUAAGUGGGUCUUUGCUGUGAAGGUCAAUCCAGAUGGAUCUAUUGCUCGGUUGAAAGCUCGAUUAGUUGCGAAGGGUUAUGCUCAAACCUACGGUGUAGAUUAUUCUGACACUUUUUCUCCUGUUGCUAAAUUAACAUCUGUCAGGUUACUUAUUUCACUCGCAGCAACUCAUGGUUGGCACUUGCAUCAGUUAGACAUUAAAAAUGCAUUCUUGCAUGGUGACCUUCAGGAGGAAGUUUAUAUCGAGCAACCUCCAGGGUUUGUUGCUCAGGGGGAGUAUGGGAAAGUUUGUCGACUUCGCAAGUCUCUUUAUGGUUUGAAACAAAGUCCGCGUGCAUGGUUUGGGAAAUUCAGUCAAACAAUUGAACAGUUUGGAAUGAAAAAAGGACAAUCAGAUCACUCUGUCUUUUACAGACAAACGCAAGCAGGUAUCACAUUGCUUGUGGUGUAUGUUGAUGAUAUUGUGAUUACAGGGAGUGAUAAUGCAGGUAUCUUGGCCCUAAAGAAUUUUCUGCACAGCCAAUUCCAGACGAAAGAUCUUGGCUCAUUGAAAUAUUUUUUGGGAAUUGAGGUAACACGAAGUAAGAAAGGCAUAUUUCUAUCUCAACGAAAAUAUGUACUUGACUUACUAGCUGAGACCGGGAAAUUAGGGGCAAAACCAAGUACAACACCCAUGGUUCCCAACGUUCAACUCACUCAAGAAGGCACACCGUUUGAAGACCCGGAAAGAUAUAGAAGACUGGUUGGAAAGCUUAAUUAUCUCGCAGUCACUCGCCCAGAUAUUGCGUAUUCUGUGAGUGUAAUGAGUCAAUACAUGUCAUCCCCAACCAUUGAUCAUUGGGCUGCUGUAGAACACAUAUUAUGUUACUUAAAGGGUGCACCAGGACGAGGUAUUGUUUAUCAAAACCAUGAUCACAUGAGAAUAGAGUGUUUUGCAGAUGCUGAUUGGGCCGGUUCUAAAGAUGAUCGAAGAUCUACAUCUGGUUAUUGCGUCUUUGUUGGUGGUAAUCUUGUAUCUUGGAAGAGUAAGAAACAGAAUGUGGUUUCUCGUUCGAGUGCUGAAUCAGAAUAUCGAGCUAUGGCACAAUCUGCAUGUGAGAUCAUAUGGAUAAGCCAUUUAUUGACUGAACUCGGAUUGAAGACAUCAAUGCCUGCUAAAUUGUGGUGUGAUAACCAAGCUGCUAUACACAUAGCAAACAAUCCCGUAUUUCACGAGAGAACAAAGCAUAUUGAAGUUGAUUGUCAUUUUAUUCGAGAGAAGAUACAAAAAGGAUUGAUCUCUACCGAAUAUGUGAAGACUGGAGAACAACUUGGAGAUUUAUUCACCAAAGCUCUAAAUGGGAUUCGUGUUGAUUACUUAUGUAACAAGUUGGGCAUGAUAAAUAUCUAUGCUCCAACUUGAGGGGGAGUGUGAAAGAAUUAUUGUAUAUAAGAAUAUGCUUUAGGAAUAUACUCUAGACAUUAUUAUAGUAUAGCAUCUUAUGUAGGAAUAUUCCUUCUUUGUAACCUAUAUAUAGGGUCUUAACCCUCUUAUAUUAAACACACAAAAUUCUUCCAUUCUCAUUACUACUAUAUGCUUAAUUCUGAUAACAGAAAAAAUCAGAAAUCUAGUAGUAUUUUAAGUGUUAGUCUUUUAGGAUGAGCUUUAGUUGCCAUGCAAUUAGUUUUAAUAUUUAAUAAUUGUACAGUAACAAUAUAAAAACACGGGGUCACGGGGAGGAGGGUUUCCGUUUUGCUUUUAAACUAUUGUGUUAGGUACAUGGUAAAACCGGUAGUAUAUUGACGGUAAUCUGAGUUUUACAGGUGCGGAAGUAAAAGAAAGAGAAAAAACAGAUCGAGACACUUCGAGCAGUCCCCUCUCCCAAUGAGACACUUCGAGCAGUCCCCUCUCCCAAGUCUAUCCAAUUUCUGCCUACCCUCACCCUAUUCUAUUCUUCUAUUUAUUCUUUUCCAAAUGAGGCUUCACUCAAUCUAUCUAAUUACUUGGCCCAGCCCACUAUUACAUUUUAUUAAAAUAUUAAGCCCAAAAGUCCAUGUCUCUAUCAUCACUCCCCCCUUUGACAACCACCUUGUCCUCAAGGUGGGGAGUAACUGAGUAAGAAACAGCCAGGCUUUAUCCUUGCUCCUCUGCCUUCCCAGUACUUGAGCUCAGCUAGUUUUCUUCGUUUUGGUAUCCACUCAAUCUCUUUGUCAACAGUGUGAUCCUUUUGGCCAAGGUUAUUAUCUCUUUCCCUGCCCCAUGUCUGAUCUCUUACAGAAUCUCCAAUUGAGAAUGCAAAGCCUGCUUCAGGAAUGUAAGUCUCAGUCUUCACAUCUUUCACCUUUGGAAUUUCACUCCAUCCCAGUAAAUCUUGCAUCUCCCUUUGAGCCUCAUCACUGUGGACGAUUAUCCCUUCAGGCUGCUUGUGUGGUUGUGUCAGCAUUUGUCCACUAUAAAGUAAAAUUUGGGAAACCAAAAGCUGGAUGUAAUCAGGAGCAGUUUUGAUUGCCUCUAAAGCUGUUAAAGUAGAAAGGCUGGCAGGAGGGUCUGCCCUGACUGCAGCCUGUAGUAUCCCAAGCACUUGAUGCAUAGUUUCAUGAGAUGUAUGCUCAGAUAAGUUGGUGAUUGAUGCAAUUAAGUCCUUGAUAUGUGGCCCAGUGACUCCCGAGUUUGCAACAGUUAAAAGCUGUGAAAGUGCUCGACAAAAAUCUGGCAUAACUUCUUCAUCCUGCAUAUGGAUCAAUUGCUGAACAACUGGCAAUGUAGCUUUGACCGGGUCAAUUGGUGAGGGUGGCUGGCCAACCUGGCUGUAACAGAAGCUUAGCAAAGUCCCUGUAGCCUUUCUCAACAUAGAAUUCUUUGCAGGCACAUUUAACUGACCUAGCAAUGAUACGAGUGAACCAUGACAAAUAACCAGGUCCCUACAUGUUGGAGCAUCACUCGCAGAACCAAAUAAUGAUGUAGAGGAUGCAAGAGCUGCAUGCC
Molecule: messenger RNA, 8183 nt
Organism: Cuscuta epithymum
Lineage: Eukaryota; Viridiplantae; Streptophyta; Magnoliopsida; Solanales; Convolvulaceae
Source: the annotation of a GenBank genome assembly